This is a messenger RNA of Olea europaea var. sylvestris, 5904 nucleotides long. RefSeq names its product zinc finger CCCH domain-containing protein 19-like. NCBI's taxonomy places the organism in Eukaryota, Viridiplantae, Streptophyta, Magnoliopsida, Lamiales, Oleaceae. The record is from RefSeq and is a predicted model, not a curated record. The coding region runs from base 263 to 5662 and encodes 1799 amino acids. The transcript is spliced from 11 exons. Gene Ontology annotation, molecular function: protein binding; metal ion binding; DNA binding.
GAACAUCCCACCUUUUAAACUCACCGGCCCAUGAUCCACAAAAUGAUAAGCGGAUUCUCUUUACAAGUUCCAAGCAGUCAUCAAUUUCAUGUGUUGGCUGGCUCCUUAAGGAAAAAAUGAAACCCCAAAACGCAAGAGAAUAAAAUUCAUCAGCAUUGAGCGUUCUUUCAACACGUAUGCACAUUUGUAUAGCACUAUUCACCUAUAGUGCGGUGCCUACGCAAAUUCAAGGGGUAGUGUUUGAAAAUAAAGUUGGGUUCCCAUGGCGGACGAUGAAGAGAGUUUGUCAAAUGUGAAUAGGCCGUUUUUGGAUGAAAAAUCGGUAAUGGAAGCGGAAGUGAUUAAAACCGAGGAGCAAUGUGGGAUUUUUCGUGAAUUGGACGAUUCGAAUUCAAGUGGUUGGGCUGUGAAAGAUGAAAUGCUUGUGACAGAGAAGAAGCCGGCGGAAGAGGAAGGUGGAGCAGAGUGUGAUGGUGUGGACAGAGAUGAAGCGGUAGAGAUGAGAUUGGAGGCGGAGGUGGUGAUGGUGUUGAAUGUAAAAGGUUGCGAGGAAACUGUUUUGAAUGUAAUUGAUUGCGGACAGGCGGGCCAGGAGGCGUCGGAGGGAAUUCGGAUGGUUGAAGGUGAAGUGGAAGGUGGUGGUGAAAUAACUGUUUCUUAUAUUGGGGAUUUAGAACUCAGUAAAAACGGCGGGGAAGAAUUGGUGCCAGUGGCUGACACGAAAGAGGAGAUGGUAGUUGUGAGAGAGGAAUCGGAGGCAUCGAGUGGUGGUGAAAUGGCUGGUUCUGAUGUGGGGGAUUUAGAACUAGGCAAAAAGGGUGUGGAAGCAUUGGUGCCAGCUGCUGACACAAAAGUGGAGAUGGUGGUUGUGGGAGAGGAAUCUGAGGCAUUGAGUGGUGGUGAAAUGGCUGUUUCUGACGUUGGGGAUGUAGAACUAGGUAAAAAAGGCUGGGAAGAAUUGGUGCCAGUGGCUGAGACAAAAGUGGAGACGGUGGUUGUGGGAGAGAAAUUGGAGGCUUCAGAUGCUAAAACUGAGACAGAGGUUGAGGUAGAGAAAGGUGCGCAAGAGAAGGCUGAAAAUGAGGAAGUAGCGGAGGUAGAGCAAAUGGAUUUUCAAAUGGUGGAAAGCAAUACGAAGGUAUUGAUAGAGGGUGCUAUGGACUUUAAGGAGAAGGUUGCUGUUGAAUUAAAUGAUUCAGAAAUUCGGGUUGCUGACGAAGUAACUCUAGAGGAGAUUUCAACCUCCCAAGCCAAAGUGGAGUUUGAGAUGACGAAUGAGACAAAUUCUGAAGUGGCCAGUGCCAGUGCUGGAGAGCAGGUUCAUGGAUUAGAUGGUGGUAUGGGAGUUGUUGGAACUGAGUCAUUAGAGGCUGUAAAAGAUGAGUAUGCUGAAGAUAAAGGGGUGGUUGCUGACGAUAGCUUGCUGGCAGAAACCCAAGUGGUGCAGGAGAAAGAUAUGUAUUUGGAUGUAUCAAAGGAUUCAGAAUCAGCUGAGCCUGUGAACGUUGCAGAAACUGUGAAGGAAGCAGUGGCAAAAGAUGAGAUUCCAACAGCAGAUACAAAAAUGGAAACAGAUACGGAAACAGAUAUGGAGGCUAAAAAUGAUAACUUGGCUGAGAGGAUUUCAUCCAAGGACACAAAAUUGGCAAUACAGAGUGAAAUGGAGAUUGAGAAAACAAAUGAUGAUGUUGGUGAGUUUGGUGAGGCGUUGGGUGAUUCACUGGCUGUUGUACAAGAUGAAGAAGACGAGGCAAUGAUUGCCAUGGAGGAGACUGGGACUCAAGACACUGAAAUGGAGAAUGAAAUUAAUGUGGCCAACUCUGGGAAAGUUUCUGGAGGGAAGCAGAAGAAAGGAAAGAAAUCAAAGACUUCAGCAAGUUUUAAGAGAGCAGCAAAAGCUACAGGGAGGAAGCUCGUGGGAGACGAUGUUUGUUUCAUUUGUUUCGAUGGUGGGGACCUCGUCAUGUGUGACCGCAGAGGUUGCCCAAAAGCAUAUCAUCCAUCUUGUGUUAAUAGAGAUGAUGCAUUUUUCAAAGCCAAGGGGAUCUGGAAUUGUGGUUGGCAUUUGUGCAGCAUUUGUGAGAAAAAUGCCCACUAUAAGUGUUAUACAUGUGCAUUUUCCUUGUGCAAAGGUUGUAUCAAAGAUGCUGUUAUCUUAUGCGUUCGUGGAAACAAAGGGUUUUGUGAGACCUGCAUGAGAAUUGUCUUGUUAAUCGAGAACAAUGAGCAGGAAAACAAGGAUGCUCAAAUAGAUUUUGAUGACAGAAGUAGCUGGGAGUAUCUCUUCAAAGAUUACUAUAUAGAACUGAAGUCGAAGCUUAACCUAUCUUCAGUUGAAGUUGCUGAUGCUAAGAAUCCAUGGAAGGGAACAGCUGGCACCAUCAAACAAGUGUCAUCUGAGGCACAUGUAGAUGCUAAUGAUGGAGGGGGAUCUGGCUCUGAGGCUACAGAAAAAUUAGAAAUCCAUAAAUGUAAGAGAAGAAAGCUAAAGAAACGAUCAAAAUCCCCAUCCAAAAAAGAGGAAUCAGUAAGUUCAGGUGCAACAGCAGGAAAUGAAUGCAAUUCCGUAUCAGAUGACACCAAGUGGGCAUCUGAAGAGCUUCUUGAAUUUGUUUCACACAUGAAAAAUGGUGACACAUCUGUCCUAUCUCAGUUUGCUGUACAAGCUCUCUUGCUUGAAUAUAUCAAAAGAAACAAACUUCGUGACCCUCAUCGGAAAAGUCAAAUUAGAUGUGAUACCAGAUUUGAAAAUCUAUUUGGAAAAUCACGUGUUGGACAUUUUGAGAUGUUAAAACUUCUUGAAACUCAUUUUCUUUUAAAAAAGGAUUCACCAAUGGAUGAUGUUCAAGGGAGUGUUGUUGACACUGAAAGUGACCAGUUGGAAGUUGAUGGGAAUGCUGACACCCUAACCAAGGGGGUCAAAGAUAGGAAACGUAAAAUACGUAAAAAAGGUUACAACCAUGCCCCUCAAUCUAAUGUUGCUGAAUAUGCAGCAAUCAACAUGCACAACAUUAGAUUAAUUUACCUACGGAGGAAGUUGAUGGAGGAUCUACUUGAAGAUGUUGAGACGUUUCAUGAUAAAGUUGUUGGAAUGUUUGUGAGGAUAAGAAUUUCUGGCAGUUUUCAGAAGCAAGAUAUGUAUAGACUAGUGCAAGUUGUAGGUACAAGCACAGCUACUGAACCAUACAAAAUUGGCAAAAGGACAUCUGACAUUAUGCUGGAGAUAUUAAAUCUAAACAAGACAGAGAUCAUAUCAAUUGAUAUUGUCUCAAAUCAAGAUUUCACCGAGGAAGAAUGCAAGCGGCUUCGCCAGAGUAUCAAAUGUGGUCUUAUCAGCAGGCUGACUGUGGGUGACAUUCUUGAAAAGGCCUUGGAAAUACAGGCAGCCAGAGUGAAUGAUUGGCUGGAAUCCGAGAUUUUGCGGCUUGGUCAUCUUCGUGAUAGAGCAAGUGAUUUAGGACGUAGGAAGGAGCUUAGAGAGUGUGUGGAGAAAUUACAGCUUUUGAAGACCCCUGAUGAGCGUCGACGUAGACUGGCAGAAAUUCCUAAAAUACAUGCAGAUCCAAAAAUGGAUCCAAACUACGAGUCUGAUGAUGAUGGCAGUGAAACUGAUGAAAGUCCAAGAGAUGCUUACAUCGGCUCCAGAGGUUCAGAUUUUAGUAGGAGAGAAAGGGGACCAAUCUCUCCUGGAAGUGAUUUUUCUGCUGUAGAUUCUUGGAGUGGUGGUGAGAGAAAUUCAACUAAGAGCUGGGAAUUAAGCAGAAAUCUGUCUGGUAAAAAUAUUUCAGCCGAUGCUAUCCAAAUUGUCGAGAAAGUGAAUGAAAAUUCAUGGAAUCAAGGAACAGAGAAAGAAUCAUGCACCCAGCAAUCUAACUGUUUGGAGAAGCCGAGUUCAACUACUAAUUCUGGUUCAACAAAUUCUGAAUCUGUUGAACGGAAUGUCCCAGUUUCUGCUGUUUCUUCGCUCACUUCCCCAGCACCUCUCUCUGCUGGGAUAGUAGAAACUUCUGCUGUCAAAAUCAAUGAAACCGAAAAGACGUGGCUUUAUCAAGAUCCUUCUGGAAAAGUACAAGGACCAUUUUCCUUGGUGCAAUUGCGUAAAUGGAGCAAUACAGGGUAUUUCCCCACAGGGCUAAGAAUUUGGAGAACUGAAGAAAAGCAAGAAGACUCUAUACUUCUGACUGAUGCUUUGGCAGGGAAGUGUCAAAAAGAGUUACCAGAAGUUCGCAAUAAACUGCAUAAUCCUCAUAUUUCAUCUGAUCAUUCUGCUAUGACUCUUGAAACUUCCUUACACCAGGAUAUGAAGAGAUUGAUUGCUGAACAAAAGCCUGUGCAGAACCCUAAUCUCUCCACCGAUCGAAGUUUUGGAAAUGAUUCAUCAGUCGUUCCAUCUCCUACCCUGAAACAAAUUAAUGGAGGUUGGACUGGAGAAGGGGGUCCUCUCCCAGUUGAAACUCAACAUCCCGCUCUCAAUGCAGUGCUCACUUCACCUGCUGCAGCAUUGUCACAAAACAGGACUGAUUCUUCUGCUGCUUCUUCAGUACUUGGUUCUUUGGCUGCUUCUAGUCCAGCACCUAAACCUGAACAAGGUGGACUAAUAUCUAGAGAUUUUCGUCAAACGCCCAAGUCAACUAUGACUAGUGAACCACAUGUAGUACAGAUGCAUGGCCAUCUGCCUACCGCACAAAAUAUGACCGUCCAGCCAGUUCAAUCUGUUAUUAGUCGAGACCAUCAACUUGAACCUCAUGGUUCGGAUAGUGCUCCUAGUCAGAAGGUAGAGCCCAAUGUGUUUAUUCCACAGUCUGGACAACACCAAGCUCAUGGUUGGGGUGGCAUUAUGUCAACUGUUAAUAAUUCUGCUGGAAAUUCCUCAAAUUCAGGUUCUGCAGUUAUUCCUCAACCUGAUUUUUGGCGACCUCCAACUUCUGCCAUUCAAUCCAACUUGCAGUCCCCUGGGAUGGCAAAUGCCCCUUGGGCUGAAAACCCAAACCCUGGCUGGGGUACAAUGCAAGCAAAUCCUAAUACAGCCUGGGGGACUCAAACACCAGGAAGUAUGAACAUGAAUUGGGUACCUGUUCAAGUGCAGCCCACUGGAAAUGCAACUUCUGAUUGCGUGGUUCCUGCCGGAAAUUCUGGAGCUACUGUUCAAGGGCCUGCGUCUGGAAAUGUACAUCCUGGUUGGGUUGCAACUCCAAGUUGGAGUGCUCCAAAUGGCAAUACAGGAACAGCAGCUCAACUUCAAGGGCCAGUACCUGGAUGGGGUCCACCAGCAGGAAUAAGAGCACCUGUGGGAAUGGGAGCUCCUGUGCAGGGGCCACUACAAGGAAUGGGAGCUCCUGUUCAGGCGCCACCACCAGGAAAUGGAGCUCCUGUUCAGGGGCCACCACCUCCUGGAGUCGGAGCUCCUCUUCAAGGGCCACCGCAACGAAAUUCAAAUCCAGGUUGGGGUGCACCAGCCGUGGCCCAGGGUAUGUGGGGUGGCCAACAAAACCCCAAUGGGGGUCCAUUCUCAGGUGGUUUUAGUGGCGGAAGGCCUUGGAACGGACAGCCCUCUUUUGGUAGAGCGGGGCCUAGACCUUUUAACAGGAGGCAGAAAGUAUGUCCAUACAAUGGAAAUGGGCGGUGCAGGAAAGGGGCAUAUUGUGAUUAUAUACAUACCUAACUGAAAAUUCCCAGUUUGGGUCCAUGGAUGAUUUUUAACAAUCAUUUCAUGCUAGCAUUUUGACCUCUUCCAAUCCAUUUUGGUAUUUAUACUUUUAUCUAAAGCUCUAGGAAAAUGUUGAAUUCUUAUUUAAAGAUGCUUUGUUUUUGGGGGUUAUGGACUUUUUGGUUUUCUGCUUGUUGCGUCAACUAACAAAUUGGCAUUUAUCUGUUGGUCAAUCAAUGACAUAAUAUUGAAGUGCA